AUGACCACCUAUAAAACUCUGCCACGACGUGGCUUCUCGACGUAUUUUGCUAUCCGCCACCAUGAAGCAUUGGAGACGACGCUCUUCCGCUGUUUUGACGAUCGUCCUGCAAGUGCUGAUACUCCUGCUUCCCGAUCCUGGAGUGGCCAUGACGAUGGACCAGUUUUUGACCUCGCUAGACAUGAUCAGGAAUGGCUGUGCACCAAAGUUUAAGCUUAAAACAGAAGAUCUCGAUCGACUUCGCGUGGGCGACUUCAGUUUUCCGCCAUCGCAGGAUCUCAUGUGCUACACAAAGUGUGUGUCCUUGAUGGCGGGCACUGUGAAUAAAAAGGGGGAGUUCAACGCUGCCAAGGCUCUGGCCCAACUUCCGCAUCUGGUACCCCCGGAAUUGAUGGAGAUGUCCAGGAAAUCCGUAGAAGCUUGCAGAGAUACGUAUAAACAAUUCAAGGAAUCGUGCGAGAGGGUCUACCAAACAGCUAAGUGCUUCUCUGAAAAUUCCGAUGAUAGGUUCAAGUGGCCUUAAAAAAGUUUUUGAGAACUGAGCUUAUUCAGGUUUAUUCUUCAAUGAUCAAUUUUAAUAUGAUUUCUGUGUAAAUCAUGUGUAUGUUGAAAUCAUCAAAUUAUAUUGAGAAAUCCUUGUAAUCUUAACCUGAAUUAUGGUAGGAAAUGAAGAUACCCUUACUUACGCUGUUGAUUCAAUUAAAACCAAAAUUUACACAUUAAAAAAAGCUUAUAUACCUAUUAAAAUAGGAAGAAACUAAAAUUUCUUGUCUAUUAAUCAAUCCUACUUUCAAUUUUCCGACUAUUCCUACUUUUCUAUGACAAAGUCGUCCGAUUUUAAUCAAGUUAAAUCUGAAAUUAUAUAUUGACAAACAAAGAUUUGAACACCUCAUUGAUUUCAAACAUGUUAUAGUUUAUUGCUGAUAUUAUUAACUAAAUACAAUGGAUUUAUGUUCGCAGAACGCACACUUAUACAUUUUGUAGUUUAUAAAUACCCAACUGGCUUAGCAACGCAUUCAAACUUAGGGAGAUCUUUGCAUUCUAGAGUUUACAAAAUAAAUGCAAAAUCUUAUACAAAAAAUGGUUGCCUUGCAAAUCUGUGUACAAAGUUCUUUCGUUAGCUAUGUAUUCAUCGUAUUCGAUAUCUUAAAUUUCGGGUCGGUAUAGAGUAGUGUCGUUAUAGAUCUCUCAAAAAGGGUCUCACAAAAAUAUAUCCGAUUAGAGCGUGUGUGCAGAUUUAGUUGAUGACGUUGAUGAGGAUGUCGAGGAAACCUGUGCGCCGUUUAGACGUUGGUUUGUGUAAACAACUAAGAGUCUAAUAACCUUCACACGUACAUAUAUAGUAGUUAGUACAUUGUAUAUAAAAUCAGUACACAUUAAUGCUUGUAUAUUGAACCGUUUCUUAGCUGGUUUGGAAAUAUUUUUAACUGCU
Drosophila santomea is the source of this 1432-nucleotide messenger RNA. It is a transcript of the gene lush, whose product is annotated as general odorant-binding protein lush. Gene Ontology annotation, molecular function: dibutyl phthalate binding; odorant binding. The transcript is spliced from 3 exons. Gene Ontology annotation, biological process: olfactory behavior; sensory perception of smell. The coding region runs from base 62 to 523 and encodes 153 amino acids. The record is from RefSeq and is a predicted model, not a curated record. Gene Ontology annotation, cellular component: extracellular region. NCBI's taxonomy places the organism in Eukaryota, Metazoa, Arthropoda, Insecta, Diptera, Drosophilidae.